Strongylus vulgaris is the source of this 504-nucleotide messenger RNA. The record is from the annotation of a GenBank genome assembly. NCBI's taxonomy places the organism in Eukaryota, Metazoa, Nematoda, Chromadorea, Rhabditida, Strongylidae.
CUGGGCAGCUAUGCCGAACAUGCAUACUCAAGUGAUUCGAAUGUGACAGUCACUGUAAGCAAUGGUGCUGACAAUCAUGCAUUCGGAGUUUCUGCUCAGAAUGCCAUUGUGCUUCAGAGUUACGAGUUGUCAAACAUUGACUCGAAUGUAGACAUCAAGGCUACGGGCAAAGGAACAGUUUUUGCACAGGAAUUGCGCAAUGGCAACAGAAUGCAAUUAGAUCUUUGCUGCAACUACACACGAACGACUAGCAAAUCUAAUAUGGCUGUUGCUGAAGUAGAGGCUCUGACGGGUUUCAAGUUCGAUGAAGAAGAGAUGGGUAAGCUGACGGGAAUCUCAGAUCUGCAACGAGUUGAACUCGACCAUGACGACACAAAAAUGAAUAUCUAUUUCAAUCCGGAUGAUUUUAUUGUUUAUAUUAGGCACCACAAAACACAUGUUGCUGGAAAAUCUCAGUUUGAAGUAAGAAGGGGAGAAAGCUCUCGAUUUGGCACAGACAAAUAA